Colossoma macropomum (tambaqui) is the source of this 3775-nucleotide messenger RNA. RefSeq names its product Krueppel-like factor 15. Gene Ontology annotation, biological process: regulation of transcription by RNA polymerase II. The transcript has 3 exons. Lineage: Eukaryota; Metazoa; Chordata; Actinopteri; Characiformes; Serrasalmidae. The record is from RefSeq and is a predicted model, not a curated record. Gene Ontology annotation, molecular function: RNA polymerase II cis-regulatory region sequence-specific DNA binding; DNA-binding transcription factor activity, RNA polymerase II-specific. The coding region runs from base 365 to 1864 and encodes 499 amino acids.
CAGAUAUAGUACAACCAGCGUGCCGUGUGGAGCAGGCCAGUCUGUAGCAACACGGCGCGGCGUGGCUCAAGGGCGCGUUACUCAUUACGAGCACGCUUUACUCUUUCUUAACGCCGAGGAGCGCGAGCUCAAUCGCGACGGACUCCUCGGAUACACUCGUGCUUUUCUGGGAAACAAACAGGUGCAACCUCGAAAUGAACCUUCCUUGUGUAAGAAAAGCAAAAACUUGCCACUUCUUUCUUGUUUUGAGAGAGAUGACGGCAUGACUUCGCCAUAAUCUAAGGAAUAACCAUUGAAGCAGGAAUCUACAAUUCACAAAAACUGGACUAGCUCACACAUCUGGAUAAGAGGGUAGAUCCAGGGAAUGGUGGAUCACUUUCUCUCGAUUGAAGAGAACUUUCUGUCUUACGGCAGCAUUGACCCUGCCUCACCUGUCGUGCACCAUUUGUCGGACAUGGUGUCAGACUUGGGGAGCUAUCAGGUGAUGCCUUCACCAUUCUCCGAGGACGACCUCAGCGACGCAUCAAGUCUGCGUUCCUGCUCCUCACCAGAUUCCCAAGUCCUUGGCUCCAGCUAUGGCAGCACAUCCAGUGCUGAGAGCCAGGAUAGCAUUCUCAACUUCCUGCUGGCCCAGGCUUCAUUGGGAAAUGGUGGCAAUGCGGGAGCGAGCACUGUAACCCCGACUACUUUGGCGAGCAUUCUCUGGGACUCACGUAAGGAUGAUGUGAAGGAAGAGAACUUUGACUUUCCAAUUUGGUCCUCGUCAAACAUGGAGGCAUCUGUUGAGCCUUUCCAACCAACUCUGGAGGAAAUUGAGGAGUUCCUUGAAGAGAACAUGAAUGGAGUGGUGUCCCUCAAACAUGAACCCAGAGAAGGGGGCUUCCCCUUAGGGUUGGAGCUGGAGCUUGACCUGGGGAUGGCAAUGGGAGUGGAAGCCAUGGAAGAAGCCUCACCCAGGGUGUCAGAGACAAGCACCGCUGGGUCUCAGCAUAAUUCUGACCAAACUGUGCCAGUGGCUGAGCAUCCACUCAGCUCUGGGUUUGCCAGUGAGACCAAAAGCAUGCCAAAUACCGCAGGUACUCCAGAAAUAGGCACUCAGGCACAGGAUAUGAUAAAGAAGGAGGCCCAAAGUACACCUCUGUCCACAGAGAAUGGCAUUAACACCAGUGUAAGCAGUGGUAAUAGUGGCAGUACUGGGAUGCCUGUAAUUCUCCAAAUCCAACCAAUUCAGAUCAAACAGGAGAAUCAAGGACCUACUGGGUCUGCCACUCUUUCCCCAACAACUCAGACAUCUCCAGCUGCAGACAUCAAAAUUGCUCAGUUGCUGCUGAACAUCCAGGGGCAGACAUUCGCACUGGUUCCUCAGUUUCUUCCCACUGCCGCCUCCUCAGCUUCAGCAGCCACUGGUCUUAAUUGUGCAACUAAAUUUGUGCGGAUAGCCCCUGUGCCCAUUGCGGCAAAGCCUGCUGGGAGUGCAGAGAAUGGUGUGGCCUUGGGUGGGAUCCAAGAUGGACUUCUAGUUGGAGGAACUCAGAAGUUCCAGAAGAAUCCAGUGGCGGAUCUUAUCAAAAUGCACAAGUGCAACUUCCCAGGCUGUGCCAAGAUGUACACCAAGAGCAGCCAUCUGAAAGCUCACCUGAGGAGACAUACUGGAGAGAAGCCAUUUGUCUGUAACUGGCCUGGCUGUAGAUGGAAGUUUUCCCGCUCAGAUGAGCUGUCCCGUCACCGGCGGUCCCAUUCUGGUGUCAAGCCUUACCAGUGUCCUGUGUGUGAGAAAAAGUUCGCCCGCAGUGACCACCUGUCAAAGCACAUCAAAGUCCAUCGCUUUCCCCGAAGCAGCCGGACAGUCCGUCCCACUGCCUGAUGAGCCGGUCCUAAUUAAGACUCACCUAUGGACAAAAUGGAAGACUGGAAGACACAACUCUGUGUGUGUGCGUUAUGUUUUUGUGAAAGUGUACACACAACUCAACAUACAUGUGUAGAUGUAAGGUGACUGAUGGAAGGAGAGGAUGCGUCAGGCCUGAGCAUGUAUUUUACUGCCUUCCACAGAACACAGUGCACGCAUACAUAGUGCUUUCUCAUUUUUCCUAAUAUUUAUAGUGUUUUAAGUUAAGCCUUGGUGGCACAACAUUGGCAACAUGUUGUCACCUUUGGUGCUACACUUUGUUUGGAUUACUAAGAAGAUGGGACUGGAAUUGAGACAGAAACUGCUACUAGGGAUCAGUCUAUCCGAAUAAGCUAUGGGGACACUUUUGUAAACGACUCUAACUUUAUGUAAGUUUUAUGUAAAAACUGCGGAACGACAAUAGAAAUGCAAAAAACUGUAAACGCAACAAAACUAAAAUGUGCACAGUGUUGAUUGUACAUGUUUAUAUGUAUGCCUUCAAUCGGUGUUGACAUUUUUUUUUUAUCUCAUAUUGCUUUUAAUGCGAGGUGUUUUGUAAAAGGGUGUUUAUAUUUUUGUUAGUUUUGGCUUUUAAUGGCUCUGCUGUGUUUUAAGCCUCCUCUUUGGCCUUAGUCGACCACAAAGGCCUUAUCUCAGGUGUGGUCUGGGUCCUGGGGGGGAGACUUGGGGGAUGACCUGUAAAGCUAGUACCACCUAAUUUACGUCAUCAUGAUUUAAGGUGGAUAUACACUGAAAAAAGUGGUGCACUGAAUUUGCUUAAUUCAAACGAGUAUAUGAUGUGUAUAUCAUUAUUCAUGAAUAAAAUAUAUUCCAUCAAAUAUUGCCAAAAGUAAGUCAACUGAACAACAAAACAGUGUUGAUAUAUUUUAUUCAUGUGAAACAAUGUCCACAUUUGAAUCAUGUAAAUUCAGUGCAUUACUCAGUGUAAUGUAAGUCACAUAUGGUGCAGCCUGUAUUUGCAGCUGUUGUGUGAUGAGUUUUGGGUGAUGGCGCUCAUCAGUGAUACUAGAUGAGAAUGAGCUUGCUUGACAUUUUGUAAGCAUAUUGGAGCCUUUUGCCCGAGAGCUGAGCAUCUUCUCUUUCUGUUUAAUUUUUUUUAAAGUUUCAGUGACACAAAAUCUGCCUCAGAACCCUGAACACCUGUUACUGGAUUCCUCACAUAUCAUCGUACUACCAUAGCCUGUCACUGGGUAAGCAAAGUCAAUGCUGCACUAACCAGUCCAACCCCCCUUUCAUACAAACAUGAGUAUGACCAUCCUAAUGUUGCUGUAACUUUCAAUUAUGGUUACAUUUGAUAUUACAUUGUGAGAAUUAUGUACUGUACUAGCCAAAUAUUACACAACAGCACUUAUCUGGGUUUGUUCAUGUUUGUUUGUAAGGUUGGGUCAGAAGUACAGGCCUGUUGAGGUGGUUGCAGGCAAAACAGUGGUAGUACUGAGGCCACGAGUAGAGUUGUUAUUAUUCUAAGCACUUCUAAUCAUGUGUUGGGGGAAUAUUUGCUUCCUUAUGUGUCACACAUAUGUUCUCUGUCUGAUCAAAGGGCACAGUUUAUGUACAUACAUCACGGCAUUCCUUCCAUUCAUAGACUAAACUUUAUAAAUGCUUGUUGAUACACAGGUGUUUUAAGCCACAUCCUAUGAAUGUAUGUAAAUAAAAGGGACAUGUGCAUAGCUUCAUCCGUACCUGAAUGAUUCUAAAGGAGAGUGAGAGAGAGAGAAAAGGCAAUCAAAAUAAAAAAGAAAACGUCUGUGGUUGUGAAGAUUUCUAGUGUAAUCCUUAAUGUGUAUAUAGUAAUGUUUCAGUACACAUAAAUAUAUAUAUUUUUCCCUUGUACACAAAAUCCAUUUACAAAUAAAACAUGCAAAUGUA